Messenger RNA from Loa loa (African eye worm), 213 nucleotides. Its product is annotated as ribosomal protein L38e. Bases 1 to 213 code for a protein of 70 amino acids. The record is from RefSeq and is a predicted model, not a curated record. Gene Ontology annotation, biological process: translation; protein-RNA complex assembly. Gene Ontology annotation, cellular component: ribosome; cytosolic large ribosomal subunit. The transcript has a single exon. Gene Ontology annotation, molecular function: structural constituent of ribosome. NCBI's taxonomy places the organism in Eukaryota, Metazoa, Nematoda, Chromadorea, Rhabditida, Onchocercidae.
AUGCCACAACAAAUAACCGAAAUCAAAACAUUUCUGAAAGCCGUCCAACGAACGGAUGCAAAAUCGAUUAAAAUCAAGAAGAACAAAGAGGACGUGAAAUUCAAGCUACGAUGUAGCAAAUAUCUUUAUACUUUUGUUGUCAAAGAUAAAGACAUGGCUGAUAAAUUGGAAGAGAAAUUACCAGAAACUAUUGAAGUGAAAAAAUUGAAGUGA